Molecule: messenger RNA, 1751 nt
Organism: Brassica napus (rape)
Lineage: Eukaryota; Viridiplantae; Streptophyta; Magnoliopsida; Brassicales; Brassicaceae
Product: ankyrin repeat-containing protein BDA1
Exons: 2
Coding region: 186-1640 (484 amino acids)
Molecular function (GO): protein binding
Source: RefSeq, a predicted model, not a curated record
AUUGUCUCUCGUAACAAAGUGGUCUGAAGCUAGAAUUAUCAGUCUUUUAUAUUCAAUUAGUUGGUUGGUGACUUUAAAUUUUGUAGCUAAGCUUGUGUAGAGGAGCCAAAAUUAAAAAAUAAAUAAAUAAAGAAACAAAAAAGAAACUGUCUUAGGCAGCAGAAGCCUGGUCGACUAGUGAAGCUAUGUCGAUUGUUGUGGAUGUCAAUAGAUUCACAAAUGUUAUAUCUCAAGAUCCAAAUUUGAAUGGGAGUUCGAGUAAGAGCACACACGGUGAAAACAAUAAUGAGAAAUUGAAGAAGGCGGCUCAAGAUGGGGAUGUAGAAAGACUCUACGAGUUGAUAGCAGAAGAUUCAAACAUUCUAGGCCACUUUGAUAAGGUGCCUUUUUGCGCGACGCCACUACACAUUGCAGCUGAAAAUGGGCAAGCUCAUUUUGCCAUGGAACUAAUGACCCUGAAGCCGUCACUUGCAUCAAAGCUAAACGUGUCAGGUUACAGCCCGAUGCAUUUAGCUCUGCAAAACAACCAUAGCCGAAUGGUGAGAGGGUUUGUAGCAAUCGACAGCAGCUUAAUCAGCAUUAAGGGAAGAGGAAGGGUUACUCCUUUGCAUCACGUGGCUCAAAUAGGUGAUGCAGAGUUGUUGAGUGAGUUCUUAUUUGCUUGCCCUUCUUCCAUAGAAGAUUUAACGGUUAAGUGUGAGACAGCUGUGCACGUUGCCGUGAAGAACGGGAAUUUCAUGGCAUUUAAGGUUCUAUUGGGAUGGCUCAAGAGAGUAAAAAAGGAGGAAAUCUUGGACUGGAAAGAUGAAGAUGGUAACACAGUCUUCCAUAUUGCUGCAAUGAUGAAUCAUACUGAGGUGAUGAAGCUGCUGCGUAAAACCGUUAAAGUAGAAGCCAAGAAUUUGGAUGGCAAAACUGCGAUGGAUAUACUACAACCUGAUCAAUUUCGUUAUGGUUCCACAACGACUCUUGCAGGAUACUUAAGCAACAAUCUAUCGUUUAUGGAGAGACGUAACAAUCUCUUGGGGCUGAGUAAUCUCGGCUUGACUGGAAAGACGUCUCCAAACUCUAGCGAGCGCCGGGAUGCAUUACUUGUAGUGGCUAUACUGAUAGCCACAGCUACAUACCAGGCCGGUCUCAGUCCUCCUGGCGGAUUUUGGCAGGAAAAUUCCUUAAAUCCUAACGAUGGAAAUGGUCACAAGGCUGGGCAGAUGACUAUGGUAUACAAGAAUGCCUUAGUGUUUAUUGUCCUUAACGGGCUUGCCUUCUUAUCAUCUCUACUUGUGAUCAUUAUCCUCAUAAUGGAACUCCCUAUGUGGAAGUUACUUUAUGGUUCGGUGGCGGCUUUAAGUGUCGCUAUGUCUGCAUCGUACAUAACUAUAUUCCCGAAUCCAGAUGGCGAAUUGGAAAAAUUACUACGUUUGCUCUUCAUCAUGGCAUUCCCAUUGGCGAUGGGAAUCAUGCUGUAUUAUACUUUCAUUGCAUUCACUAGUGAUAAAGAAAGUCGGCACAAAGUGGACUUCCAGGCGAGCUACUUCAGCUCCUAUCAUACAGCAUCGCGUGAUAACUAUCUUUUAUUUAUUAGUGGGUCUUGUUGGGCCGGUUGUUUUUUGAUUUGGGCGUUUGUACUACCAAAAUGAUCCAUCCGCUUCUCAGUUUGCUCUUUAACAAAUGCUCUCUCUUUCUUGUUUGCCUUAUUUGUAAUAAUGCUUUUCCGAACACAUUGGGAUAAGAAAUUUAAAUUCGAACGA